CAUCACCUUAUUGUACGGCACUUCGCUCUUAACCUUUGAGGAAGACAGUUGUUUUUAUGUUUGUGACUUUUAUGAUUUUGUGUUGCUGCCAUCUGCGAUUGUGUUGCUGUCAUUUGCUGUGUGGACUUUGAAAAUACAGUCUACUUUGUGACGCUGGCCGAGGACUCUUACAUAAAACCUCACUACACUGUUGUACACUACUUAUGUACUGUAAGCGCAAGUAUUCCGGGAUUCGAAUUGUGGUCAUUGUCAUGCUUUCAUCACAAGCCAUGAUCACCACGCCUUCCUAACUUCCCCAAGCCCAAGAUUUCUGGCCAUGAUGAGGAACCCGAUGAGCAAGCACCGUUCGAUUAUUAUACCAAGUGUCUAGAGGGAGGGAGGUUUGAAGCUAUUGGAUUUAAAGAAGGCGGCCCCGCGUAUCCUGUUCCUUCUCAUCAGCGGACUGUUGAGUUCUUUUCGAAAUUCUGUCAAGGGGGUGGAAGUUCAGUAAGAUAUUGAGAGACAUUUAGUGUGAGCAACUUAGUGCAAUUAUCUCCCAUUGCAUGUGAGAAAAUGAAAAAUAUAUGUUAUGAGGAAAUGUUCGAUUCCGAGGAAGACCACGUCUCGUCAUCUUAAUGGAUACCCAGAAUGCGACACAUAAGACCUUCCACUACCCAGAAGAUUACAUCCCCGACGAAUGAAGAAGAUUCAGGCGUCGAAAGUGACUGUUUAUGUGAACAGGAUUACACAUCGUCACUCUCAUCUUCUGGAUCUUCUUAAUUGGUCUUGGUUCCUGAGUUGCGUUCCGGGUAUCCCUUGUGAUGACUAUGAGAAAAGAUCACAUGCCAAUUUUGGGAGCAAGAAAUGACGGCGCAUGAUUUAUUGGAUUGAGUGCCAUAUUUUACAAACUGAUCUACAUCAAUGGAUUCCACACGACAAGACUGACAAACCCUUGGAUGACGUGAUGAUGGGUAGUGUCUAGUUCUUUUAAGAGAAAAUACAGCUGACUCUGGAAGAAGGAAACAGUCUGUAUACCACUAGCACCUUCACAUAGCAAUAUAAGAGACGCAAAUCUGCUGCUAGUGUUGGCUUCAAGUGAACAUCAGCCCUUCAACAAGCAGGAUUUGGUUUUUAAAAGAAGUAGGUAUGACACUCUACUCCUGAGUGAUCGUCUUUUACAAUUUGUGCAACUUGGAUUCCUCUUUCUUUUUGUCUUUUCUUUGAUUCACCCUGUUUUAUAUUGUAUCGAAUAUUAUCUGGUGACGCAUUUUUCAUUAUUACCGGAUUUCUAUAGAUUAUUUGCGACAAGCGUUGGAAAUAAUGCAACUCUCUACUUCAGGGGUGAAUAAUCUGGGUUUCAUGCCAGUUUGGCCGCAGCCGCUGCCACCACCAUCGCCGCCGCAGUUCGCCGCCGAGGAAUUGCAGAUACAAGUCAAUAUAAAUGCAUGCCUUGAUUCAUGUUGAUUUUUUUUGGCAGUGUAGACAUCAAUCUUUGCCUUCCCCGUCGUUCAGGUCCUGGCAGAAGCAAUGAAAGCUUGAGGAAGUACGCAAGUGGGAUUCAAUGAUGUUCUUGGGAGACGAUGUUAUGAGUGUCGAAUCGUGUUUUAUCCCGUCAUGAAUCGAACGUACAAAGCGAAGCAAGUUUACCUCUGCGGUAAAAUUAAUUUGUGUCGAGAGAAAAACGUUAUUUUUAUGUUGAACAAACGCAGAGUUUGGGUUCUUGUGGCUUUGCCAGACUGCAUAGACAUGGCGUCGCAACGAUACGGGGAAGAAAAUGUCGUGUUUUGGCUUAAUAGCGAUUCCUCUGAUUUUUUUCCUUUUUUCCUAACAUUUUCCGCUACUUUCAGAAGGAUGUUCAGGUUUGACUUCGAUGUGAGUGAAUCUGCGGAUAAGCCAGUGGACCCGUUGACUCCCCUCACGUCUACAACGCAACCUAGCGUCGAGUGUCGAUUGCUUGACUUUUCGAAACGAAAUCGCGACGACAUUGACAAAGGCCAGUUUGUGUGCGAAUGUCUGGGAAAUGCCGAGUAUUUUUACAUACCGAGUAGAUCUCUUAGUCAUGUUUCUGCAAGGUACCCCGAGCUUGAGCAUUCAGAUUUGUUGCCGGGCAACUACGAAGGUGGCUUCAAAGUGUGGGAGUGCACCUGGGAUCUGAUCAAGUACCUAACGGACAUCAAUUUCGACUUCUCCGGGAAGAAGGUUAUUGAUGUCGGCUGUGGACAGGGUUUGUGUGGAAUCCAUGCCCUAGAAACUGCUGAUCUUGUCCUUUUUCAAGACUUCAACGAAUCCGUGUUGGAGUUCGCGACGUAUCCAACUGUUGCUGUGAACCGUUGCGGAUCCGCAUUAACUAAAGCCAUGUUCGUUUCAGGGUCCUGGUUACGAUUCCUGUGCUUUCUUGAUGAAAGAAAUCUCUUACGGACUUUCGAUGUCUUGCUAACUAGUGAAACUGUGUACGAGAAGUCCUCUGUGAAAGAUUUAGCUUCAGUUGUGAGCAAAAGUGUUAGAGCAGGUGGAGUCGCAUUUGUAGCAGCCAAAGCGUAUUAUUUCGGGGUUGGUGGGUCACCUAAAGAUUUGCGACGAGCUCUCGAAGACCUGAAAGUAAGUUUCGCGUGGGAAGAAGUGUUUCACACUACGGAUGGUGUGCAAAGAGUUGUGAUUAAAAUUCAGAUGUCGUUGUCGCUGGAAGUGGUGCGUGAUAUCGAACGGGAGUUCUCGAAUAGACUCGCUUCAGCGUGUUGCGAAAAGUCUUUGUCGGAAGAAAAUGACUUUCUCACGCUCUUCACAAAUGUGCUCCUUCGGAUAGUGUUCUCAGUGUUCGUGGAAACCCGGGGAUGUGCUUUGAAGAACACGAUCGAAAACACGGUUCACGUGAACCAGACUGAGUCUGACGAAUCAGACACUGAAGUUCUCUGCUCUGUUCCUGUUAUCACGAAGAAACCUUCCUUGGCGAGGAAGCACAGGGCCAGUGGGAAUCCGCAUUUGAGAACACCGGUGAAGAAUUCGUCAGCGGCCUUGAACAGUCAGAAUGAAGCAGUUCGCCGAUCACCGAGGUUGAUGACCUCUCCUGUAGUUUCUUCACGGGUUUGCAAAGAUCAACUGGACCCAGUGCGACGAAUCUUUCCUGUAAAUAUCAGUGGAGACGAUGAAUCUGAUGCCUCACCUGGUGUGUUUCAAAGCAGGAACAAGAAACUGAGGAUCGACAAGGAAACAGGGACACGGAGGCCUGGAAAAACUGCGCACGGGUGUCGGGAAUGCGAAGAAUAUUUAGCGAACGAGAGUUUAACUCCAAAUUCUUUUGCAAAGCGCCUAAAAAAGCUGUGCAAACACAAGGCAACUGAUUUCAACGUGGCAAAACGGAUCAACCAUGACAUGAGCUUCUGAGUGAAUCCAUGUCAGUUUUUUAUCUUUUUUUUGGCGAUUACUGAUCAGAACUAAUUUGUUCUCGCGGGUUUUCGGCGAUUUGUUUCGCCAAUUGUGUGAUAAGAGGAGGGUUGAAACUUAAGUUUGGGCCGAAUACUGCGUGGAAGUCUAUGGCGGAAUUUUGCUGCGGUUGAAGAAAUUCAGGAUUGAGAUUUCAGUGAAA
Molecule: messenger RNA, 3562 nt
Organism: Notodromas monacha
Lineage: Eukaryota; Metazoa; Arthropoda; Ostracoda; Podocopida; Cyprididae
Source: the annotation of a GenBank genome assembly